AUGCUGUUCUCGGCGAUCUACUUGGGAGGGCUGCUUUCCGGCCUACCGGCAGGAUGGUUGGCCGAUAAGUACAGUCCAAAAUUGCUCGUGGCAUGCUGUAUCAGCGUGGCGUCGAUUGCAACCCUCUUGACGCCAAUCCUCACUCUGGUAGGCGGGUAUCCCGCUAUGUUCAUAAUUCGGGUGAUCACGGGCAUCGCCGGACAGGCUUGCAUUCUGCCAUGCAUCGCGUCGAUGACUGCCUUAUGGAUUCCACCGAACGAGCGGAGUACCGUCAUCGCCUUCUACACGUCAGGUAACCAGCUAGCGUCGAUCAUUGGAAUGCCCUUAAACGCCGCGCUGUGCGAUAACCGGGCAAUCUUCGACGGCUGGACAUCCAUAUUUUACGUAAACGGUAAGAUAGACGAUGAACAUGUGCCAAAGAAGCUGAAUAUCUCGGCUCAUCCAGGUCUGAUUUCGCUGAUUGUAUUGGUUUUGUGGAUGUUCAUCGUUUCGAACAGCCCUGGAACCAGCUCGAUCAUUUCCGAGAAAGAAAGGCUGUACAUCCAAUCCACUCUCGCGUCGCAGAACGUCCGCAACCGUAAGAUAAAGUUCAAAAAGGUCCCUUGGAAAAAGCUGAUCUUCUGCCCGCCCAUGCUCACGGCCAUCUAUUGUUCGUGUUUAACCGGAAUAAUGACGACGACCCUCAGUUCGUUCUUGCCGAUAUACUUCAGAAGCGUGCUAUUUCUCAGCUUGAGCAGUAACGGGAUCCUCAAUUCUCUCCCGUACAUUUCACAGCUGGUCGUAAAAAUGAUCAUGUCCGUCAUUGCUGAUCGGCUGAACAAAUGCAGCAAGCUAUCUUCGACAGUAAUCUGCAAAAUUUUCAACAGCAUAGGAACGUUUGGCCCGGCGAUAUUUUUGGUCGCGCUGUCGUUCAUGAACUGCAGCACCAAAGUGUUGGCCGUCGCCUUCCUUGUGCUAACCAACGCCCUCUUCGCCGGGACUGUCCCAGGCUACCUCACCAGUAUGGUUUCAUUUGCGCCGCGGUACACCGGUACAGUCAACUCGAUAGGCAGGUUCUGUGGACAGGUAGCAUCCGUCAUUACGCCAUACGCCAUUGGCACCAUCACGUACAACGUAAGCGCAACUGAGAUUCAGAGCUGGGUCGACGAGUGCGCGUCGACGGGAGCGAAAGUAUCAGUCGUCAGCCCACGACAAAAAGCGGUCUCAAACGUAAAGCCUCCGACCCCCGGGGACACAUUCUCUUUGCAGCCGGGCAACAGUCAAUACGGAACGAUCAUCUGUCAAAAACUAUAA
Molecule: messenger RNA, 1293 nt
Organism: Soboliphyme baturini
Lineage: Eukaryota; Metazoa; Nematoda; Enoplea; Dioctophymatida; Soboliphymatidae
Source: the annotation of a GenBank genome assembly